CUGGGCGAUAACGGCAGCUCCUUGAACGAACCAAUCGCAGGAGCGCUUUCUGGGAUUUAAACCGUGUGGCGUCACCUUCACGAAAUUCAAAAUUUUGAAAGAGACGAGAGAGAGGCCAGUGGUGCUACAGUGUAAUUCACGGUUUCCUGCAGCGGUCGUGUGAAAACCUGGAUAUAAUGGCGCAGUUUGGGUUUGAGAACGACAUCCACAGUAUCUUGAAGCUGGAUAUGCCCAUCACAAAUGCUCCCAUGGCGAGGUGGCAGAGAAAGGCCAGCUCGUCAAACGCAUCCGCCUUGAGCGGUUUGUCGCCUGGCAAAUAUGGCAAUGUGUCGCAGAGUUUGUCAAAAACACCGAGCAAAACACCAGGCAAAAAUAAAAAACCAACACCCUCUAAGAUGGGGGGCGACCGCUUCAUCCCCAUCAGAAACAGCAAACAAAUGGAUGUGGCGAGUUUCCUGCUCACAAAGGAGAAUGAGUCAGUGGACACAAACAAUACAACAGGAACAUCGGAAAACCAGAAAGCCUGGUCUAUGUCACUAAAUGGGUACAACAUUGAAGAUGCAAAGAUCCUGCACCUUGGAGGGAAGCCGCUGAAUGCUCCAGAAGGCUAUCAAAAUAACUUGAAAGUCCUCUACAGCCAGGUUACAACUCCUGCCUCUGUCAAAAAGACAAGAUAUAUAUCUUCAACUCCUGACAGGAUCUUGGAUGCUCCUGAGCUUCGAAAUGAUUUCUAUUUGAAUCUGUUUGACUGGAGUAGUCGAAAUAUUCUUGCUGUGGCGCUUCAUAACAGUGUUUACCUGUGGGAUGCCAGUAAAGGAGACAUCUUUCUUCUCAUGAAGUUAGAGCGCGAGGAGGACUACAUCUGCUCAUUGUCAUGGACCAAAGAGGGAAGCUACCUAGCUAUCGGCACCAGUGACUGCAAAGUUCUGUUGUGGGAUGUUGAAAACCAGAAGCGUUUACGCAGCAUGGCCAGCCAUACGGCUAGAGUUGGUAGCCUGAGCUGGAAUGAACAUGUUCUUUCCAGUGGCUCGAGAUCAGGACAUAUCCACCAUCAUGAUGUGAGAGUGGCAGACCAUCACAUCUUUACGCUCACCGGUCACUCACAGGAGGUGUGUGGGCUGCAGUGGUCCCCUGAUGGGCGAUACCUGGCCAGUGGAGGCAAUGACAACUUGAUCUGUGUAUGGCCCCGUGUGCAGGAAGGAAACGCCAGCCAGUUGGUCCGCUGCUGGAGUGAACAUCAAGGAGCUGUCAAGGCUUUGGCUUGGUGUCCGUGGCAGCCAAAUAUCCUUGCAUCUGGAGGUGGUACCAGUGACCGUCACAUCCGCAUCUGGAAUGUAAAUAGCGGCUCCUGCAUCAGUUCACUUGACACUCAGUCCCAGAUCUCGUCACUGGUGUUUGCACCCAACUACAAGGAGCUGGUCUCGGCUCAUGGCUACGCCCACAACAAUGUAGUUAUCUGGAAGUACCCCUCCCUCACCAAGGUUGCAGAGCUCAAUGGCCACGAGGACAGGGUUCUCAGUUUGACUCUGAGCCCAGAUGGCUCUACAGUUGCGACGGUUGCUGGAGAUGAAACUAUUCGUCUGUGGAAGAGCUUUGAAGUCGAUCCUGUAAAGAAGAAGGCCAAAGAGAGGAUGUUCAAAUCAACUAGCAGUGUCAUUCAUCAGUCAAUCAGAUAAUUAGUUUUGAGGUGUUUUUUUUUUUUUUUUUUUUUUGGGGGUCUAUGCUGAAAGAGUUAUGUGCAAAACUUUUAUUUAAUCAAUAAAGAUUUCUACAGUGUUUUUAGCCAUCCUGGUAACUUACUACUCCUAUUGGUAGUGCAAUGCAUUGGUAGUAUCAAUUGUUUAUACACGUAAAGUACGUGUGUUUUUUUUUUUUUUUUAAAGCAGCACUGUUUUUGAAGUGUUAGGACAUUCACUUGGCUUUUAUUGUAUAAUUAGGAUGCAUUGUAUACAAUGGGCUGGGUUAUAAAUAAAUGGUUUGUUUACCAUAUGUGCUUCUCAUUUAAUUGGAAUGUAUUAAUCCUGCCAUGUUGCAAUCUGUAGGGCUAGGACAAGUUAUUUGCUAAAUUUAAAAUGUAAAAUGCUCUCACUACAUGUACAUG
Molecule: messenger RNA, 2101 nt
Organism: Siniperca chuatsi (mandarin fish)
Lineage: Eukaryota; Metazoa; Chordata; Actinopteri; Centrarchiformes; Sinipercidae
Gene: cdc20
Product: cell division cycle 20 homolog
Exons: 11
Coding region: 177-1676 (499 amino acids)
Biological process (GO): positive regulation of ubiquitin protein ligase activity; positive regulation of anaphase-promoting complex-dependent catabolic process; anaphase-promoting complex-dependent catabolic process
Cellular component (GO): anaphase-promoting complex
Molecular function (GO): ubiquitin ligase activator activity; anaphase-promoting complex binding; protein binding
Source: RefSeq, a predicted model, not a curated record